Molecule: messenger RNA, 3465 nt
Organism: Galeopterus variegatus (Sunda flying lemur)
Lineage: Eukaryota; Metazoa; Chordata; Mammalia; Dermoptera; Cynocephalidae
Gene: GORASP1
Product: golgi reassembly stacking protein 1, 65kDa
Exons: 8
Coding region: 151-1293 (380 amino acids)
Biological process (GO): Golgi organization
Cellular component (GO): Golgi apparatus
Molecular function (GO): protein binding
Source: RefSeq, a predicted model, not a curated record
GAGAACUCUCCGGCCCAGCACGCAGGCCUGGAGCCCUACUUUGACUUCAUCAUCACCAUCGGGCACUCGCGGCUGAACAAAGAGAACGAUACGCUGAAGGCACUGCUGAAGGCCAAUGUGGAGAAGCCUGUGAAGCUGGAGGUGUUCAAUAUGAAGACCAUGAAGGUGCGCGAGGUGGAGGUGGUGCCCAGCAACAUGUGGGGCGGCCAGGGCCUGCUGGGUGCCAGCGUGCGCUUCUGCAGCUUCCGCAGGGCCAGCGAGCAUGUGUGGCACGUGCUGGAUGUGGAACCAUCUUCACCUGCUGCCCUUGCUGGCCUGUGCCCGUACACAGACUAUGUGGUUGGCUCAGACCAGAUCCUCCAGGAGUCUGAGGACUUCUUUACGCUCAUCGAGUCUCACGAGGGGAAGCCCUUGAAGCUGAUGGUUUAUAACUCCGAAUCUGACUCUUGCCGGGAGGUGACUGUAACUCCCAACGCAGCCUGGGGUGGAGAGGGCAGUUUGGGGUGUGGUAUUGGCUAUGGAUAUCUACACCGGAUCCCAACCCAGCCCUCCAGCCACCACAAGAAGCCACCUGGUGCUCCACCACCUGGUGCUCCACCACCUGAUGUGCCACCACCUGGUACCCCAUCUCCUGAUGCUCCACUACUUGGUACCCCCCCACCUGGACCCAACCCCCAGGACUCUCCUGCCCCUCCUGGCCCAGAGAUAGGUUCCAGGCAGAGUGAGUACACGGAGGCCCUGCUGCAGGCACCUGGCUCUUCCAUGGAGGGACAGCUUCCUGGGCCCGGGAGUCCCAGCCAUAGUGCUCCAGACCUUGGGGGACUUCCGUGUUCCAUGGAGUUUCCUCUUCAGCCUCCUCCUCCAGUGCAGCGAGUCAUGGACCCAGGCUUCCUGGACGUGUCGGGCCUUUCCCUCUUGGACAGCAGUAAUGCCAGUGUUUGGUCCAGCCUACCCUCUUCCACAGCGCUGACCUCCACAGCUGUCUCACCCUCAGGACCAGAGGAUGUCUGCUCCAGCAACAGUUCCCACGAGCGGGGUGGUGAGGCCACAUGGUCUGGGUCAGAGUUUGAAGUCUCCUUCCUGGACAGCCCAGGUGCACAAGCCCAGCUGGACCACCUGCCUCAGCUGACUCUUCCCGACAGCCUCACCUCUGCAGCCUCACCAGAAGAUGGGCUGUCUGCUGAGCUGCUUGAAGCCCAGGCUGAGGAGGAGCCCGCAAGCACAGAGAGCCCAGACUUGGGGGCAGAGGCUGAGGCGCUGGCCAGCCAGGCCCAGAUGUCUAUACCAGAAUAACACCCUGGGCUGUAACAAGGCUCCUGAUGACAUUUCAUGAGGCCUACCUGUGGGCAGGCAGCCCAGCUCCGUGCCUAAUCCCAGUCCUGUUCAGCUUCUUAGGAUGCAGCUUCAAGUGGUGUGCAGGGAUUUCUGCUGGCAGGGGGCUUUUGUUUCUACUCAGACCCUACUCCUGAUCUCCAGAUGACCUUCCAGCAUUUAUCCUGCCUGAUGGCCCUGGCUUUGGGGAUUUCAAACAAGUCCUUUUGGGGGUGGCAGAGGGCUGGGAGCAGCACCCCAGAUAAAGUAUGUUUUGCAGGAACUGGGGGUAGGAGAGGAGGAUUCUUUGCUGCUUGGGUGGGGCAUGAAGCCUCAUUGGUUAGGGAGAGGCAGCCAUGGGCCUUGUGGGAGGGCAUCUUUUGGCUGUGUACUCUCAGGUCCAGUGGCUGCUCCACUGGGGUUGCCCAGGAGGCAGGAGGGUCCAGUCAUGAUCCAGUGUGAAGAUGAGGCAAGAGAGGAAGGGGUUGGUUGGUGUUGGCCUGAUUGCUUUGUUAGGGCUUGCCUUGAUUCUUCCUGCACAGCUCAGCCAGACCCAUCUGUACUGGAGGGAACCCCCAAGCCCCGGGAACCCCCUCCAAGUCCCAGUCACUGACUGCUUAGUCAUGUGCCCUCGUCUCUGUACUACACUGCCACAGUUGGCUCAGGCUGGCUGACAUGCCACUCAGGGUUGUACGAGAGAAGCAGUGUACCUGCCCACAUCUGCAGAGAAGGGAGUUUGAAAUUCUAGGCCCUUUGGUGGAGACCAACCUCUGCCUGGAUCACAAUGUUUCUUCUUCCUCUAGGCCUACACACCACAGACCUAGUAUCCCCAGUGUCUAGUCUUGUGAGCCUCCCAAUGACAUCUAUAUACAAGGCAUCCAGCCAGCCCCAGUGGUGAAUAAAAGCUGCACAUUUAAAUUCACCAUCCUAUGCAAACUCUUAAAGCCUGACAAGGUCUCUUCACACACAGCUGCCACCCCAAAGGGUAGCCUAGAUAAAAGUGGGUAAGGGCCCUUUUCUUUUCUGAAGUAUGGGAGAAAGCUGUUCCCUCCACCCCCCACCCCCGCCAAGUGCCUUUGGAGGCUCAGGCUAGAUUGGGUGCUCUGCUAUGCUCAGUUUCUAGAGGAGAGGGUUCUCUAACUGAAAUUCUCUGCUGCUUUGGAGUUCCUCACGUUCCCACACUCCUUGCUAAUUAUGAUGAAAGUUACCUCUGGCCUUGUCUUCUGGCCUCUGCCCAGUUGAAAGUCUCACCUUUAUAGCAUGAUUUGUUAACAUCUAUGUACAUACAGGGAACUCAAGUUCCAUGAGGCCUGCAUAAUGACUGUCUGCUCUGGGGGGCACAGACCAACUAACUAUAUGGAGGGAGGACCCAAAUCAGCUAACAUGAAGUUUCAAGCACUGUUACUAUACUGAAAGCAAGCCCUUGUCCAGCUUUUCAGAGGAGCUGAUAAGUCUUACAGUGAGACACUGUGUCCUGGAUUGUCUGGGAGCCCAGUGUGAAGUCUGCAGGAAUGCAGGAAGUGGAACAGAAUUGCCAGAAGACUGCUGUGGGAUGGGCUUCCCUUAACUCUAGCCUGGCAGUCUGGUCCAAAGUUGCCCUUACUCAAAUGUUCUGGCUCCUCCCUUCCUCACUUUUACUUCCCCCUUCCCCAUAAACUGGGGAAUAAAGUGGGUAUCAAUGUUAAUUAUUUCCAGGGUGAACAUGAAACCACAGGUUUCUUUCUCUGUAAUCUGCUAUGAAGGAAAAUGACAAGUGAAAAAAUGUGUACUACACUUUAAAAUAUUUUAACUAAAGGUUUUAUUCUAUACAACUGUGAAAUACAGAUUUUUACCCUUUGGGCAUUGCAGACGGUCAAGUUUUCUGGAAACUUACUGAUUUGACUGGAGGGCGAAAAAAGUACAACCAUGCUGGGGGUCAGAUCUAUGACAGAGGGAACGCAGCCACCCAAGGCUCAGCACAAAGGGUGAAAUGACCCAGCAAAACUCAUUCCUUUAGCUCAAAGGCCCCUCGUGCAAAUACAACUGAGGGCUGAUAAAUAAGUGUUUUUUCUUUUUUUUUUUUUUGCCAUUAAUUCACAAUUAUUACUAAAAAAUGUGCACCAAAGGCACACUGUUGUAUCCAACAUAGAUAGAAAGGACUUUUAAAAAAAAAAA